AUAAUGGAAGAGUCGCCGGUAUCAGCUUUUGCGAUCUACAGCGCUAACCGAAAACCCGAUAAAAAAUCAAACCCAAAAAACUUAGCUCAGAAACUAAAACGUAAACAAAAGAAGAUGAAAGAAACAAAAAACAUCGUAAAGCAGAAAAGCCACAAAAAGAAGAAUACAAAAAAUGUCGAAGAACUAUUUAAGAUAAACGUACAUCAUAAGAAAAAUAAAGAGGAUAAGAAAAGUUUAAAAAAUAAGAAAAGCAUUAGUGAAGAGGAUACAGAAGAUGUGCCGGAGCUUGUACCAGCAUUUGAUGUGAGUCAACAAUUUAAUACUUCCAUCAGUGGUGUAUCCAACCAGUCAGAUUACAGCGAUUGUAGUAACUGCAGUAAUGAUGGCUCGUUCGAUUUUACACCAGUCGUGACCGAUAGCGCGGAGGAAGGACUAAAGGUAUUCAAGUGGAUGAUCUCACCAUACAACCCAGACCAAUUCCUUAAUGAAAUCUGGGAGAAGAAGCCCCUACACAUUGCUAGGAAAAAACCUGCAUACUACAAAGAAAUCAUGUCAACUCCUUUCAUUGAUGAUAUGCUUCGUAAUGAACACAUUCAGUUUACUAAAAACAUUGAUGUUACAUCCUAUGUUGAUGGGAAGAGAGAAACUCAUAAUCCGGAAGGCAGGGCUCACCCACAUCUUGUCUGGGAUUUUUAUCUAAAUGGCUGCAGCAUUAGACUGUUAAAUCCACAAACUUACAUGCCAAAAUUGCAUCUACUUAAUGCUACACUGCAAGAGUUCUUCAAUUCAUUUGUUGGUGCCAAUGCUUAUUUAACCCCUCCCGACAGCCAAGGUUUUGCCCCACAUUAUGAUGAUAUCGAAGCUUUUAUACUACAAGUUGAAGGGAAAAAACACUGGCGCAUUUACAAGCCUCUCUCAGACAAUGAAGUUUUGCCAAGAGUAUCUUCAAAGAAUUUUGAGCAGGAGGAAAUAGGUCAACCAAUAAUGGAGGUAACAUUGGAAGCUGGAGAUAUGCUCUACUUCCCCAGGGGCUUUAUACAUCAGGGAAUCACCAUAGAUGGAGAACAUUCUCUUCACAUAACUGUCAGCAUGUAUCAGAAACAUUCUUGGGCAGAUUUAUUUGAGAAAAUGAUUCCAGCAGCCCUUCAUCUUGCUAUCAAUGAAAAUGUAGAGCUGAGAAGAGGUCUGCCUUUUGAUGUUUAUGAUAACUUUGGGCUCGUUAACUCUGAUCUCAAAACACCAAGAAGAAAGGAGAUUCAGAAACUAAUUGUAUCCCUGUUUGAUAAAAUAAAAGAUCAUCUGCCAAUUGAUGAAGCUGUGGAUCAAAUGAAUAAGAACUUCCAGCAUGAUGCUCUUCCCCCUGUUUUAACUGAUUUAGAAAAAGCUGUCACUGUUUAUGGAGACACUGAUGUCAUGGUUGAUGAUGGAAAAGUCACCAACAGGGUUGAGAUCAGUCUUGAUACUAAAAUCAGGCUGCUGCGUAAAAAUAUCCUAAGAAUGGUUUCCGAGGAGGAGAAUAUUAGAUUGUAUUAUUAUACUGAGAAUUCUUUGGAGUACCAUGCUAAUGAGCUGCCAUAUCUGGAGAUUGAAGAGGACAUGGCUACCGCGAUUGAGACACUGAUCACGUCAUAUCCUGAAUAUGUAGCAGUAGAAAAUCUAGACGUACCUAAUGAUUCUGACAAGUUGAAUAUAGCAGAUGCACUCUGGGGGCGUGGCCUGGUUAUGACUGAAUACCCUUUAGAAACCAUUGAAGAUGAUUAAAUAAAUUAUGUCAUGAAUUUUA
Cydia amplana is the source of this 1783-nucleotide messenger RNA. It is a transcript of the gene NO66, whose product is annotated as bifunctional lysine-specific demethylase and histidyl-hydroxylase NO66. NCBI's taxonomy places the organism in Eukaryota, Metazoa, Arthropoda, Insecta, Lepidoptera, Tortricidae. Bases 4 to 1761 code for a protein of 585 amino acids. The record is from RefSeq and is a predicted model, not a curated record. The transcript has a single exon.